CUUUAUUCGAAGUUCGAUGCAAAUAUCGACUUUGAAAUAAGCUCGAUGUGGUAAGUUUGAUGCUCCUCUGAGAAAGAAAAAAAGAUCAUGACUACAAAUAAAGCGAAUUCAAAAAACAAAUUCAAGAUGAGAUCGUCUCCAGUGUUUCGUUGUCUUCUUUCUGUUUCGCUCGUCCUUCAAACCAGUCUUCACCUUCUUUCCGAGCAAGGCCAGGUUUUUGUCCACGCGACAUCCGAUGACGAGGCAAUCACAUCGACUCCGUCUCGGCCCAAAACCGGCCGUAUCUGGCGGUCCGGUUCCGGCCUGAAACGCUCUUCCAACUCGGAGGAUGGAGUUUUGUCGGCCGCUUCUGGAACAAGCGCGGGGAGCGGCGCUGGGAGCAGUGGCGACGUUGCGAUGGAGGACCAACAGGAGAAAACGCGAAGCUAUCGCCCCAACGGUCCGGUGGUGUUUCCGAGUGGAAGAAAGCCGCUGGCGUUUCGGGGUACAGUUGCUUUUCGUAGAUAGAAGAUCCAACCGCGCCUGGCACGACCUUGUUGAUGUGCGGUGUAUCCCCUGUAUGAUGCAUUUACAUCAUGAUCAAUUUUUCAAAACACACGGAAAAUUUCUGCUGCUUGCAAAUGCAAGACUAAUAUCGAAUCUCAGAUACGCAGAGCGGUGAGGGAAUCUCGAAUCGUGUUCAGUCGUCUACUUCUACCUCUGUCGCGCGGCGGCAGUCAGCGUUUCAGAGAUUUACAAAUUCCCACAAGCUUGCGCAACGUGCUGAGCACAUGCAAGGAGGUACUAUCGACGACUUGUCAAGAACUACAUGCGUUCUAUUUACUCGUACACACGACCCCUCACAUAGGUUUGCUAACUCGGGCGGCCGCGUUUCAUCACGCUAAAAGUACAAGCUGCAAGGAUGAGC
Messenger RNA from Amoebophrya sp. A120, 907 nucleotides. NCBI's taxonomy places the organism in Eukaryota, Dinophyceae, Syndiniales, Amoebophryaceae. The record is from the annotation of a GenBank genome assembly.